Molecule: messenger RNA, 1581 nt
Organism: Aspergillus calidoustus
Lineage: Eukaryota; Fungi; Ascomycota; Eurotiomycetes; Eurotiales; Aspergillaceae
Source: the annotation of a GenBank genome assembly
AUGCCGUUGCUCUCCCUUCUUGAUCUGGGGCAUCUCCCAGGAACUGGGAAACUCAUCCGCUACAUCACCUGCCUGGCGUUGGGGUGGUUGACUGCUCGUAGCAUCUAUCGCCUGUGGUUUCACCCGCUUCGCAGAAUCCCCGGACCCAAGCUUGCAGCCGUCACUCAUCUGUACGAGCUGUACUUUGACGCGAUCAAGGGCGGCAGAUAUCUCUGGGAAAUCGAGAGACUGCACGAGAAAUAUGGCCCCGUGGUUCGCAUCAAUCCUCGCGAGGUGCACAUCAAAGACUCGGACUUCUUCCACGUCAUCUACGGCGGCGGAAGGCGUGAUAGGGAUCCCAAGUGGUUCAUCAAUGAGAUGCUCCCCACCUCUCUCGUCACGACUGUUAGCCACGACCACCACAAGCUCCGCCGACACAUCGUAUCCGGGUUCUUCUCCAAAUUGUCCGUGAUACGGCUUGACGAGAUGAUCCGGGACAAAGUCAGGACUCUGCUUCGCCGCCUCGACCAAGCGCGCAUUAGCCGCACCCCGGUCGAGCUGCACUCUGCGCUCAAUGCUCUGACCUCGGACAUCAUCUCCGAGUACAUGUAUGGAGAGAGCCUGGGCUAUCUGGAUUCGGACCUGGCAUCCUCGACGAACACCGUCGCCCAUGGGGCCCUCAGCUCCAUCCGGUGGCUGCACUACGUCCGGGGCUUCCCAUCCGUGUUACGACUCUUGCGGGCUGUACCAACGAACCUGCUCCGCGGGGAUCAGUCCCUCGUUGGCCCUUUCCUCCGUGUAUUCCAGCUCACCCGCGACAAGGCCACCGAGUGUCUUGCCACUACCGGAUCCAGCGAUGGCCAUGGAAAACGCGAGAAAACCAUCUUUAGUGCCAUGGUUGCAGGGGAUGUUCCGCCGCAGGAAAAGUCCUUUGAGCGGUUGACCGUCGAGUCAGUCGCCAUACUCAUUGCGGGGACAGACACAACUGCCAGAACCGCGGCGGUGGCGAUUUUCCAUCUCGCGCACAAUCCGGCCAUCCUCAAGGCGUUGCGCACAGAGUUGUUGAAGGUAUUUCCCGUCUCUGUGGACAACGUCCCUUGGUCCAAACGGGAUGUCUCGGCGAGCCAACUCGAGAAACUGCCGUAUCUUACAGCCAUUAUUCAGGAAAGCAUUCGGGUGACCCAUCCUGUGAUACUCCGAUCUGCCAGAGUGGCUGCCGAACCAGUUAUGUACAAGGAUAUUGUCAUCCCUCCUGGUACCCCCAUGAGCCAGUCGGUCCACUUCGUCUGCAUGGACCCCAAAGUCUUCCCUUCCCCCGAGACCUUUAAUCCAGAACGGUGGAUCCAAGCAGCUGCAAACGGAGUAAACCUGACCAAGUACCUGGCAGCAUUUGGGACUGGACACAGGUCAUGCUUGGGUAUACACCUUGCCUACGCGGAAUUAUACCACGUCAUUGCAGCAUUCGCCUGUUCGUUUGAGUGGGAGCUACACGAGACGGGCCUCGAGGACGUCCAGACCACAAGAGACUUUCAACUCGCUGUGCCUGAGAGCGGAUCCCUUGCGAUCAAGAUUGGUUUGACGGGGACUGUGCGGUGGCUGUAG